Messenger RNA from Cladophialophora bantiana CBS 173.52, 882 nucleotides. RefSeq lists its product as uncharacterized. The record is from RefSeq and is a predicted model, not a curated record. Bases 1 to 882 code for a protein of 293 amino acids. The transcript is spliced from 3 exons. NCBI's taxonomy places the organism in Eukaryota, Fungi, Ascomycota, Eurotiomycetes, Chaetothyriales, Herpotrichiellaceae.
AUGUUCUCGGGCACCAUCCUCAAGCGGCCACAUACGAUCGACAAAACCCACAUCAAUGUGCUGCUACCGGUAUCUGACGAAGCCUGGUUCUCUGACACACCAGCUGCAUCGGUCGCGGUCAUACCAGACCCAAUUCACGGCUUGGUUUCUUAUACCUCUUUCCUGAGGGCGUUCGCUCACGACAUAAUCCACAGACGGCAUACAACCGCGCAGACAAUAUGCGACUUCCAGUCCGCCAUUGCUUGCUUCUCUCUGAUCCUUCCGCAGAGAUUUCAUCUCUCCGCGAACUGUCUCAGCUUUGACGAAUCCAAUUUUGCAGUCAAUAAUUGGAUCGUAUGUACUCAUUUAAUCCUCCAUUCAAGUCGUGCUUCACUUCGACUACUAUGUCAUCGGAAAUUCCCAGAACACUUGGACGUGUUCCUGGAAACAUCAGCUUUGGAAGAUGAGAAGCUAAUCUGCCACGUUAUUCGGGAAUGGGACCCCAGUUCCAUUGCUCAAACCUAUCCUUUGGUCACUACAACCCUUCUUGGUCCCGGCGCAAUCAAUGCGAAGACGGCUUGCGAGUUUGCAGCAAGUCCAGACGAGAGCAGGCCCAUAUAUCUCGAGAUGUUGAAGCUUGUCCUUGGGGCGAUUGGCUCGUUUUGGCAAAUUAGAGCUUCUGUAUUAGGUGAGAGUUCCCAGGCUCUCACCAAAUGCACCAUCCAUCUAACUACGCUAGCAGAACUUGUACAACUACUUGAGGCUCGUCGAUCGAUCACCCAGCUUGUGAAUGCGCGUAACAACGAUCUGGAUCUGCUUCCACCCCUUCUAACCAAAAAUGAUGAAGACCCUGGAAAGCUGAAGCGAAAAGGAAAAGAGCAAAAACCAUCAGCACGGACGUAG